Messenger RNA from Rhinolophus ferrumequinum (greater horseshoe bat), 2255 nucleotides. It is a transcript of the gene CCDC81, whose product is annotated as coiled-coil domain containing 81. The transcript has 15 exons. Lineage: Eukaryota; Metazoa; Chordata; Mammalia; Chiroptera; Rhinolophidae. Gene Ontology annotation, cellular component: centrosome. The record is from RefSeq and is a predicted model, not a curated record. The coding region runs from base 20 to 2047 and encodes 675 amino acids.
ACUUUUGUUCAAACUCCAUAUGGAGAAGGAAGAAAAGAGACCCGUUGAGGACCCAGCAAGAGCCGACUGGGGACUGGAGAUGUUGGACACCAUUGUCCCUUCCCUGCAGGACCUGGGCAGGCAGGUAAUGCCCACGCUGCCCUCACUGAGCCAGGAAGAAGUCUCUACUAUUUGGGAGCAUGUGUCAGAUUUUGUGAAACGGCAGCUAUCCCUGUACAAGGGUGUUCAUAUUCCAGGACUUGGAAUUUUCACUUUCACAAGACAAAAACUUGAAGUGGGAAACAACAAGUUUAUUCUGAUUCUGAGGCCCAUGUUUAUCAUGUCCGAGAAGUUAAUACAAAUCCAUGGACUCAAACAAAACAAAGCAUAUACUCCUGGUGAUAUCCCAAUUGUUCCACUUAAUUUUGUCGUGAUAUCCCUGGAGGGUCCAUUUAAGAGGGAUACAGUGGAAGGAUGUGUGAAGGAGACGUUGCUUUUUUUAUCACGAUCUAUUUCCAUCAAACAAAAUGUGGAGUUUACAUUCAAAGGAAUUGGGGUCCUCGUGAUCAGAUAUGGGAAAGUGAAGAUGAGAUUUUAUAAGGACUUCUUUUGUGCAAUGGAUGGAAGUGGGGCUUUGGCAAAAGCCCUAGCCAAUCGGCCUGGCACUGUGGACUCGGUGUUAUCCAGCAGAGAGAACUUUGGGAAGCAGCCCAGCAGCGCCGUUGCAUUUCCAAGGAUUGAGCUCAAGGAGAUGGAGAACAAACCACCUAUGGAGACCAUUGUAGAAGAAGGUAGAAAGAAUAGACAAAGGAAGAGCAAAUUAAAAGACCCGACAGACCAGGAAGAAGGCGUCAGAGAGAUCGUAUCACCCACGGGACUUCAAGAUAGACAAGCUGUCUCCUCUGCCAAAGUGACUGGCAUGAACUUGCCAAAUAAAUGUGAGCCGAGUGGGAAUAGUGGGAAGAAUGUGAGCCCUGAAAGCUUAUCAUCUCCAGGAUGUCUAAAAAAUGACAAUGAAAUAAAGCCUAAAAUUUCUCCAGCUACUUCUUGCCAGGAUCAUCAUCAGGCAGGCCAGGAGAUGUGUUAUGUCUGUGUGCAACGAGCUCAACGAAAUUCCCCAUUGUUCCUCAGUGAAGAGAGGAGGAGGAAAGAGAAAGAAGACGAGCAGCUCACACAGCAAUAUCAAAUACUGAAAGAUAGAGAAGCUCUCUUCAAAUCCCAGAUGAGAAGCCUGGCUAUUAGACAACAGAAUCAAAAAAAUGCUGCCUAUAAUCUUGGAGUUGCCGACGCUAUGAGAAGCCACAAGAAUGAGAAACCUGAAUUUUAUAAAUCCUUCCUAUUUGAUAAACGGCCAUUCAGUCCUGAGAUUAAUGCUUUAAAGCAAGAGGAAUAUUUACAGAGUCUCCUGAAACAAAUGGAUAAUAGACGGGAAAAGGAAAACAAGCUAAGACAAAACAAAGAAUUGAUGGACCGCCUAGAACAAGUGCAACUCACAGAGGAACUUGCUGCACAAAGAGCCAGAUGUAUAAAAGACAAGAUGGAAGAAAUAGAAUGUUACAAGAGAGCUUUGGAUGCACAGAUAAAGAACAAACACUCACAGCUGCCCAUGUCUGAUCCAGACUCUUUUGAGCCCAUCUUUGAUAAGAAUUGGGCUGAGCUGGUAGAGGAAAAGCGAAAGAGAGAACAGAGUUACAUGAAGCACCAGAUGGAGGCAGCUGCUAACCACAAGAGAAACGCCAUCCUGCGCCAACUGCGGGAGCAGAAGUGGGAUUUGCUGAUGCUUCAGAGGACGAAAGAAGAGCGCUUGGCAGAGAGAAAUGCUGAGCUGGAGCUAGCGAACAGAAUGAAGCAAAGCUUACAGGAGGACUGGGAAAGGAGUGCUGCAAUGAAGAGACAGCGGGACCUGGAGGAGAAGACUUUCCAGCGUGCCUCAGACAAGCUCUUCCUCCUGGACCAGUGUGAGAAGUAUCGACGUUGCAAGCAGUGCCAGAGAUGCACCUCCCACAGGAGUGAGAGCAACCUGUGGCCCCUGAACAAGCACCUGCAUGGCUCCUCCUUGUUUGUGUGAAGUCCAGUUCGGACCUGCGUUUCCUGGGGAAAGUUUUUAUUAUUUUAAUGUUUGGGGGUGAUAGUGAAGCUAUAUAUUUGUACUUUAGAGGAAGAACAUUUAUUGUGUGGUUUUGGUGCUUUUGGGAGAUUGCUUUUUAACCGCUUACUGAAUUUAUGAAGACAGUUUCUCCCCGCGUCUUCCGCCCACCCCUGCAGAACCCUGCCGC